AAGGGUGUACAGUGUGAGGCAGUUAUUGGUCGAGAAGUGAAGAGUGAGCACGGGAAGGAGGGCUGAGGGAGCGGGGAAAAGGAGACCUCUGUUAGCGUAGGGACACGUGCACUGCUUGUCUGCCAUCUGUGCAUCAGUAGCACUUCGCCGGCGCCAUGACCGAAGACGAGACAAAAGUAGAAGCAGAGAAAGAUACAGCAGAAAAGGAGGAGACAGAAGAAGAAGAGAAAGAAACUGAGCGGCGCAUCAAACCAAACAAUCCAGAGUUCAACGCGCAGUUUAAUUAUGCCAAAAACUACAUCAAGACCUCCAAGUACACGCUGCUGAACUUCAUCCCGUACAACCUGUUCGAGCAGUUCCAGCGGUUGGCCAACUUCUACUUCCUGUGCCUGCUGGUGCUGCAGCUGAUCCCCGUCAUCUCGUCGCUCACGCCCGUCACCACCGCCGUCCCUCUCAUCGGUGUGCUGAUGGUCACGGGCAUCAAGGACGCCUACGAUGACUUCCAACGACACCGCAGUGAUAACCAAGUGAACAGGAGAAAAUCCUACGUGUUGAGAAAUGGCCAGUUGGCAGAAGAGAUGUGGAGUAAGGUGGAAGUGGGCGAUGUGAUCCGGAUGGAGAAUAAUCAGUUUGUGGCAGCCGAUGUCUUGCUGCUGUCCACAUCUGAACCCAACGGCCUUUGCUAUAUUGAAACAUCGGAGUUGGACGGGGAGACCAAUCUCAAGUCCAAGCAGUGUCUGCCGGAAACGGAGGACUUCGGGCAAGAUGUUGGCCGCAUCGGGUCGUUUCAGGGGGAAAUUCGAUGUGAACCCCCGAACAACCAGCUUAAUAAGUUCGAUGGAACCUUGUACUGGGAUAACCAAGCGCAUCCCUUGGACAACGACAAGAUCCUGCUGCGUGGCUGCAUCCUCCGGAACACUCAGUGGUGCUACGGCGUGGUCAUCUUCGCCGGCAAGGACACCAAACUCAUGAUGAAUUCUGGGAAGACAAAGUUCAAACGCACAAGUAUUGAUAGAUUGUUAAACUUCAUUAUUUUAGGGAUUGUAUUUUUUCUGCUUUCUAUGUGCCUAUUUUGCACUGUAGCCUGUGGAAUAUGGGAGACAUUGACAGGUCAGAACUUCAGAAUUUACCUGCCAUGGGAUAGUCUUGUGCCACCAGAGCCAGCUGGCGGUGCUGCUGUGAUAGCCCUCCUGGUCUUUUUCUCAUAUGCAAUUGUCCUGAACACCGUUGUGCCUAUUUCUCUAUAUGUUAGUGUGGAAGUAAUUCGAUUAUGUCAGAGCUUCCUCAUCAAUUGGGAUGUUGCCCUUUGUUAUACUCCUACUGGGGUGCAUGCAAAAGCACGCACAACCACCCUGAAUGAGGAGCUUGGCCAGAUUGAAUAUAUUUUCUCAGACAAGACUGGAACUUUGACACAGAAUAUUAUGACAUUCAACAAAUGUUCAAUAGCUGGAAGAUCAUUUGGAGAUAUAAUAGAUCCAAGAACAGGUGAAAGUUUGGAAAUUAAUGAGUACACAAGAUCAGUGGAUUUGUCACACAACCCAUACCAUGAGUCAAGCUUCAAGUUUUAUGACCAUGCACUGACAGAUGCUCUAGAUGCCAGUGAUCCCAGCUGUGAGCUCUUCUUUCGACUCCUGGCACUUUGUCACACUGUGAUGUCAGAGGAUAACAAUGGAAAACUGGAAUACCAAGCCCAGUCACCAGAUGAGGCUGCGUUGGUCUCAGCGGCUCGCAACUUUGGUUUUGUUUUCCUUUCUCGCACGCCAAAUAGUAUUACCAUAUCAGCAAAAGAAAAUGAAGAAGUAUAUGAGCUGCUUUGUAUCCUUGACUUUAACAAUGUCAGGAAAAGAAUGUCGGUAAUUCUCAAGAGAGAUGGUAAAAUACGUCUAUAUUGUAAAGGUGCCGACUCCAUCAUAUACGAAAGAUUAAAAGAUGGACAAGAAAGUUUGAAAUAUCAUACUCAGGAGCAUCUGAAUAAAUUUGCAGGGGAAGGUUUGCGAACACUAUGCCUUGCGUACAAGGAUUUAGAUGGAGAAUAUUUUCAAAAUUGGAAAGCUCGGCAUCAUGAAGCUGCCAUUUCUCUGGACAGGCGAGAGGAGAAAUUGGAUGCUAUUUAUGAAGAGAUUGAAAAGGAUCUUAUUCUCUUGGGAGCUACAGCUAUUGAGGACAAACUGCAAGAUGGAGUGCCUCAAACCAUAGCCAAUCUUGCAAUUGCUGGCAUUAAGAUCUGGGUGCUUACAGGUGACAAACAGGAAACUGCAAUCAAUAUUGGUUAUUCCUGCCAGUUGUUGACAGAUGAUAUGCUUGAUAUCUUCAUCAUUGACGCCCACACUGCCUCCGAAGUUGAAGAUCAGCUCAAGAAAUAUCGUGAGGAGAUUCGCAAUGUUAAUGCCACAAGUCAACCUCAGACAAAUCUAUCAGUUGUCACAUUCAGCGAUGAAGGCGUUGGGCAGGACACUCUGAGUGAUGCUGGUGAGCCAAAUGGAGGCUUUGCUCUGGUCAUUAAUGGACACUCAUUGGUUUGGGCUCUCAGUCCCAAGUUUGAGCAGCUCUUCCUGGAAGUUGCCAGUCAGUGUAAAUCCGUUAUUUGCUGUAGAGUGACACCCUUGCAAAAAGCCUUGGUUGUUGAUUUGGUGAAACGCUACAAGAAAGCAGUGACUCUGGCAGUGGGUGAUGGAGCUAAUGAUGUGUCAAUGAUUAAGACUGCUCACAUUGGAGUAGGCAUAUCUGGCCAGGAGGGCUUGCAAGCGGUCCUGGCAUCGGAUUAUUCAGUGGCACAGUUCCGUUUUCUCGAGAGACUGUUGCUGGUGCACGGGCGCUGGUCCUACUACCGGAUGUGCAAGUUCCUUAGAUACUUCUUCUACAAAAACUUUGCUUUCACUUUAUGCCACUUUUGGUUUGCCUUCUUUGUGGCAUUCUCAGCACAGACACUGUUUGAUCCCAUGUUUAUAUCAGUCUAUAAUCUGUUCUACACAUCGAUGCCUGUGUUGGCUCUCGGCAUCUUUGAACAAGAUGUCAAUGCAGUGAAUAGUAUCAAGUUUCCCCGUCUCUACAGUCCUGGCCUCAACAAUGCUCUGUUUAAUAAACGAGAAUUCUUCAGAUCUGCCCUUCACGGAUUUCUAACCUCUUGUGUCCUGUUCUUCAUACCCUUUGGUGCAUACUACAAUGGCAUGGAUCAGGAUGGACGUAGCAUGGCUGAUCAGCAGACAUUUGGCAGUGUUGUAGCAACAAUACUUGUCAUUGUAGUCACUGUUCAAAUUUGUUUGGAUACAUCAUAUUGGACCAUGUUCAACCACAUCACAAUAUGGGGAUCUCUCAUCUUUUACUUUCUGCUGCAAUACUUCUACAACUUCGUCAUCGGUGGCGAAUAUGUUGGAGCUCUAGCAAAGGCCAUGGGUGAGCCAAUGUUCUACUUUACCUCGCUCCUAACUAUCGUGGUGUUGAUGCUGCCUGUGAUGGCGUGGCGCUUCUACUGGGUGGAUGUCCACCCCACUCUCUCCGACAAGGUGAGGUUUAAACAGCGCCACGAUGCAAAGAUGGCAAGCAAGAGAUCUGACCACGACAUGCUUCGCACUCCAUCGGCAAGAAGAUCACGGCGAUCCAUCCGCUCGGGUUAUGCAUUUGCCCACCAGGAAGGUUUUGGCCGCCUCAUCACAAGUGGAAAAAUCAUGCGGCCGAGAAAUCCAAAGCCUGGCGCCAUGUCCAAUGGCCGAACCUCAAAUCUUCGUCCAGAUGCCAACAGAGUUUCAAUGGUGGCACCAGCACCCUCUACGGUGGAGGUGUAAUGAUCACCUUUUGUACUUAUCAGUUGUGAAUGUGUGUGUGCGCCUGUAUAUAUAAUAUAUUGUGGUGAUGAAAUAAUGUUUGGGGAUAUUUAUUUGAAUCUGCCACUGGUGCCAAUAGUUUGAUUUAGGAAACUAGAAAACACUUAGUAAAUACAAUUCUUUUAUUAAUACAGUAUUUGAAAGUUAUUUUCCUAAUAGCUUAUGUGAACCUAGGUGAUAAAGGCAGAGCCUUAUUAUUCUUGUAAAUGGAGAAAUGUCUAUGUGAGAGGAAAUAUCAAAGAAAAAUGAAAUUUGGAAAAGUGAACUUCAGAUGAAGACAUUAGUGAUAAAGCUAAGAAAAGAAAGAGAAAAGUGUUUGAAGACUUAUGCAUAGAAUGCCAAGUUUUUUUUUUUUUUAUCCCAAAAUGAAAAGCUAAGAUUGCCUUGACAUGUACUUAGGCCACGAUGGAGGUGCCACUUGGUGCUCCCUUCUCAUAAGUGUACUUAUGCUAGAUUUCUCAGGUUUUCUUUCUUUUAUAUGAUUUUUUCCCUUUUUUUCUCCCCCUCUCUUUCUUUGUUUAUUAAUGUUGAAGUUAUUAUUUAUUUUCCUUAGAUUUUUUUCCCAGUCAACUAAUUGUUUUUAAGCAUGUGUCCAUCUUUGUGGUGGAAGUGUUGGGCAAGGAACAAUGUGUGGUGGCCUUUGAGGGUUGUUCUUGUUUAGUCAGUUAAUUGUUUUCUUUUUUUCUUUUUCUUUUUUUUUUGCUUUUUAACUUGUCCAUGAGAGAUGUACAUUUGUAGGUUUUAGUUAUGGUAAUGGAAUUCCAUAUGUGCUGAUUGAUAUACAUUCACAUGUAAUAAGAUGACAUACAUGUUAAAACAUAUAAUAAUACAUCCAUACAUUUUACAUUUUUUGUACACAAAUUCCAGUUUAUAAUUACAGAAGAAGAAUACACAUUUACAUUUUCAACUAGUCAUUGUUCUUUCAUUUCACAAACCACUAUGCAAUAAUUGUACAUUAAAGCUACCAGUGGAAUAGCACUGACACUAUGCAUAAGCUCAUUUUCACAAAUUCAACCCUAUCCAAGACUACCCUUGCUUUCAGUGUAUCUAGGGAUUGUUUUGCAACUGUAGAGAAAUUUACAAAUCUAAUUUAGUUUUUGAGAGAGAUAAAAGCAAAUUGUAGCCUUCUUUUGGCUCCCAUUGGUCCUUCUUGCCCCUGUGUCAAUAAAUACUGACAUCUCAGAUUUUUGUGCUUGGAUUUCCGUUCUUGACAUUUUGGCACUCUCUCUUGUGCUUGUACUCAUACUUGCACUUAUAUUCACUCACACUCACAUUUACAUUCCAAAAAACACACACACACACACACACACACACACACACACACACACACACACACACACACACACACACACACACACACACACACACACACUCUCUCUCUCUCUCUCUCUCUCUCUCUCUCUCUCUCUCUCUCUCUCUCUCUCUCUCUCUCUCUCUCUCUCUCUCUCUCUCUCUCUCUCUCUCUUACUCUCUCUCUCUCUCUCUCUCUCUCAUUAUAUGUAUAUAUUUCAUUAUCACUGUAAUUUGGUAUUUCAAGAAAACAAAUUAAGCAAUUUUAUCCAGAUCAUGAAUCCUUAUUUUAAUGUUUGGCAGAUUUUGCCAUUUGUGUUUGGAAAUGUCAGUAACAUGUUUUAGUCUGUAUGAAAUGUCGGUCUUUUAGAUACUGUAUAGUAAGCAGUUUUGUUUACCAUUAUUUUUAACAUGAUUUUGAUGAACUGUGAAUGAUUUCUCAGCAACAUACUUUGGUAAAAAGAAAAGUGUUUGUAUAUUAAACAUACUGACAUUGAAAAGUUGGAUAAUUAUGGAAAAUAAUAUCCAUCUGUACUGAUGACACUGUUGAUGAUGGUGUUCAAGUAGGUUGAGUGUUGCACUGCAGGUAAUGUCAGUAUAUUUUGUGGAUGCACUGAUUUGCUUUUCUAUGUUCAUUUAUUAUUUGGGUUCCAAGAUCACCUUUCCCUCUUUUUCUCUUCCUUGUAGAUAUUUCAGUAACAUAUGCAAUAGUAAAUCAACAGCAGAUAGUAAGAGGUGCUCUUUCAAUUAAGAAGUAUGGGUAUUUUCAUGUUAUUGUGAUGUAGACUUGUUGUAAUUAUUGGGAAGGAGUUCAUUUCAUGAUCUAUUUAAUUAACUGUUAAAGAAGUUAGUAUUUGUCUUUGUUUAUCUUUUUCUGAAGCAGGAGAGACACAAUGGAUGUGUUUGCAGUAAAGAGAAUUUUAAGUUUGAUUCUGAUUGGCAGAAUUCACUAGGCUAAUUUGUCUACAGUCUUGGCACUCUUGAGAAGUAGGGGUAAUGUAUGUGGAAUUGAAAAUAUCGAAUUUAGUGUUUUAUGUAACACAUCGCCCUUUUCUGUGCUUGUGGUGCUCUUUGAUAAUUUCCAUAUGUAAACAUAAGAAAUAACAAAAAAUGUAAGAAAAAAGAAAAGAAAAAAUGAUUUUUUUAGUUUGGUUGUUUUGACUGAUUUUAUAAAGUUCAGCUGGUGUUUCAUCACAGUGUUUUAUUUUUUGGAAAAUAACUAAGCAAAACAUUCAGAGUGAAAAUUGAGGUGGUUUCAUCCUUUGAGUAGAGUAUGUAGUUGUGUUUCAUAUCAACUAUGAAAGUUAAUAAGCAAAUUUCAAAGACACAUAUACACACCCACACACUCACAUGCAUGCACACAUGUGCUAACACUUAUUCACUCUCUCUCUCUCUCUCUCUCUCUCUCUCUCUCUCUCUCUCUCUCUCUCUCUCUCUCUCUCUCUCUCUCUCUCUCUCUCUCUCUCUCUCUCUCUCUCUCUCUCUCUCUCUUUCUCCCCCCUCCUCUCCCUCUCUCUCUCUCCCUCUCUCCCUCUCCCUCUCUCCCUUCUUCCCCUUUCUUUCACCCCCCCCUCUCUUUCUCUUUCUCUUUCUUUCUCUAUAUGUAUACACAUACACUCAGAUGAGAUUAUAUGUACAAGAACACAACAGAGAGAGAAAGAUAUGUCAUCUAAGAUUAUUAGAUACAUUUUUUAUAAUACUUUAAAAAAGCAUCUGGGUGGUACUAGGGUCAUAUUACAGGUUAUGGAUAGAUAUUACAACAGUCUAGAAUUCAGUGUGAGUAUUUUGCUUCUUUAUUACCUUGUAUAUGAUUAUAUUUUAAAACUUUAGUAUUUAUAGUUCUAGAGUAUUCACCUCAUAGAAAGUAGUCUUUUAUUUUUAAAAAUAAUAGUAAUACUUUUGGUCAUAUUCCCAUUUCCUAUAGAAAUUAGGAAAGUAAUUUAUUUAUGUAUUUUUGUUCAGUCAUUUUUAGCUAAGGGAUGCAGUGGAAUUGAAACCAUAUUUGCAUGCAUUUAUGCUUGAAUUGGAUUAAUAAGUAAAUUUAAAGUGUAUUUUUAUCUUUUUUUAUUGAAAAAUAUCUUCAUCAUAAUCAUACAUGUUUAUUUGUUGGUGGGUAUUUCUCCAUGAUUAUUUAGUAACAACUAUACAUUUAAUGUAUAUGAACAUGUGCCAAUGUGUACUGUGUAAGAAUAUGCACAAAAUGUGUUUUAUGAUUCAACAUGAUUUUCUUAUCUAUUCAUAGACUUUUACCUUGAAAGCUUUGAAAGUCUGCUUAGGUUGUACAUGAGACAUAUUUUUCUAUCUCUAAGAUAUAAUUAUUGCUGUUGCAGUGAGGAACUAUAGGUCAGAGCACUGUUGAUAGUUUAUGAUACGUGUUGAUAUUUAUUGAAUAUGUUUUGUUAGUAUUUGUGAUACACGAUUUGCAAAGUAUUGGCAGAUUUUUGAAAAUAUAAGGUUACAUACACUGAUAUAUGCUCCAUCUAUGUUUCAGAUAUAAUGUGCCUUUUAUUUGUUUUGUAGCUAGAUAAGAAGUAUCUGUCAGCUUUGUGUAGAAUGAAUAAAAGUUUUCAUGUUGAUUUGUAGACACUAAUGCUAUUUUCUUCAAAUCAUUGUUUCCUAUUUAUGUGUUUUUUCUUUUUUUUCUAGUAAGGAAAGGGUUUUCUUGAAAUAAAUUGUUUAAUUAUUAAUGUAUUUUCAUAUAUUAUCUAGAAAAAAAAUUAUUGUAUAUAAUAUGGUUAUGGAACCAAUGUGAUAUUUUAAUGAACAAAGAACACGAAAGAUUGCAUUGCAAAUAGUAGGUUUUUAUGCACAUGGUUGAUAAAUAAUGAUGUUGUGAUGGCAUUGUUACCUAUGGUGAAGAUCUUUCAUUUCUCUUUUCUGUCUUUACAGAAUAGCUUUUAUCACAUUUAGUUUGUGAAUUACAAAUAUUGCAAGCUGCCUUUGAAAAGGAAACAUCACAAAUGCAUCAAAACACUUUAAUAUAAAAGAAAAAUUAUAAAUAUUAUGAAAAUAUAUGCCAACAUUAUAAGUGUGACAGAAUAGACAACCGUAUGUUUGUAGUGAAAUGAUGUAAAGAAACACAGAUAGUUUAUUUUUUCUGAUGUAGGCAAUGAAGAAAUUUGUUAAUAAAUUUUGAAAAUGUAGGUGGUGGUUAAAUAAACUGUACACCGAUGACAAA
Molecule: messenger RNA, 8289 nt
Organism: Penaeus indicus
Lineage: Eukaryota; Metazoa; Arthropoda; Malacostraca; Decapoda; Penaeidae
Gene: ATP8B
Product: probable phospholipid-transporting ATPase IM
Exons: 26
Coding region: 156-3782 (1208 amino acids)
Biological process (GO): Golgi organization; phospholipid translocation
Cellular component (GO): trans-Golgi network; plasma membrane
Molecular function (GO): ATP binding; ATP hydrolysis activity; magnesium ion binding
Source: RefSeq, a predicted model, not a curated record